AUGGUAGACUAUAUUGACCUGUGGUAUGGUUUUCUGGAACAGGGACUGCUUGUGAAAGACGACAAGAAGCUUAGAGACAAAUARAAAUCAACGCCGCAGUUCAAAUGGGACAUGAUUUCAAUGAUACCCACAGACCUGCUGUUUCUGAAAGUGGGUUUAAACUACCCCGAGCUCCGACUAAACCGACUCGCAAAGAUGAACCGUCUCUUUGAGUUCUUCGACCGCACUGAAACCAGAACCAGCUUCCCCAACGUUUUCKGAAURAGUAACCUGGUACUUUACAUCCUMAUCAUCAUCCACUGGAACGCCUGCAUCUUCUUCGCCAUCUCCAAGACCAUCGGGUUCGGGUCCGACACCUGGGUGUACCCCAACAUCAGUCACCCUGAGCACGGCCGCCUUGCCAGGAAAUACAUCUACUGUCUCUACUGGUCAACCCUGACCCUGACCACCAUCGGAGAAACCCCGCCACCCGUUAGAGACUUUGAGUACCUCUUUGUGGUCACCGACUUCCUCAUCGGCGUGCUGAUUUUCGCCACCAUCGUUGGUAACGUUGGCGCCAUGAUUUCAAACAUGAACAAAACCCGUGCYGAAUUCCAGGCUAAGAUCGACUCCAUCAAGCAAUACAUGCAGUUCCGUAAGGUCUCCAAGGAUCUGGAGGUCAGGGUCAUUAAGUGGUUCGACUACCUCUGGACGGAGAAGAAGACCUGCGAUGAGAAGGAGGUGCUGAAGAAUCUGCCAGACAAGCUGAAGGCSGAGAUCGCCAUCAACGUCCAUCUGGACACCCUGAAGAAGGUCCGUAUCUUCCAGGACUGUGAGGCUGGUCUUCUGAUUGAGUUGGUGCUGAAGCUGCAGCCUCAGGUGUUCUCCCCAGGAGAUUACAUCUGUAAGAAGGGAGACAUCGGCAGAGAGAUGUACAUCAURAAGGAYGGGAAGCUYGCUGUGGUGGCAGAUGACGGGGUGACACAGUUCGUGGUGCUCAGCGACGGAGCGUACUUCGGAGAGAUCAGUAUCCUGGGCAUCAAGGGUUCCAAGGCUGGCAACAGGAGAACGGCCAACAUCAGGAGCAUAGGUUACUCUGACCUCUUCGCCCUGUCGAAAGAUGAUCUCAUGGAGGCCCUCACUGAGUACCCCGACGCUAAGAAGGCUCUGGAAGAAAAGGGAAAGGCUAUGCUGAUGAAAGACAACAUGAUCGAUGAGGACGUCGCUAACGCGGGCGCCGACCCUAAGGACACGGAGGAGAAGAUCCAGAGGUUGGAGAGCAAUAUUGAAAUCAUCAAGACCAAGUUGGCCAAGAUCAUGGCUGAGUUCACAUCCAGCCAGAGCAAGAUCAAACAGAGGAUCACCAACAUAGAGUCAACAGUCAAGUCAGUCCGGCCCGAGGAUAUAUCUGAGGUGGUGGCCGACAACAAGACACAGUAGUCCCACAACUCAACGUAUUUACCCAGAGACUUUUUCUAUUGAACCUUUAUAUUGACAGGGAACCAUUCUGAGAAAAAUGUCUCUUUUAAUGAUGAGCAUGUAAAAAAUAUACAAUUCAAUACACGAAAAGCGAAACAGAGAUACAAAACACCCUCAUAGAAAACAAACACAUUCUUCAGAAAUACCCUAGAGGCACCAACUCAUCACAUUUUAGAGAGUUUGGGAGAUUAUUAUAUUCCACAAAUAAGGUGUAAAAAAACUAAAGUAGAUUUACCUAACUCAGUGGAGAUCAAAGGCAUCUCCAGAGUAAGCAAUCCCGGAGAUUGGGUCUGGUAUCUCGUUCGUCUGUAGGUUAACAAUUAAGCAAGGUACUGCAGAAGUGCAAUGCAUCGAUCUACGAGAUUUCAAAAGAAAGCCAGCCUACUUUAAGAUGAUUGUACACUUCAAACAUUUUUUGCAAUAUUUUUGGGGGCAAUAUUGCAGAGUAAUUCUGCAAGCAUCAGUUAAUGCAACUUCUUUCCAUUUAAAAUGAGGAACUUUUUGUUAUAUGGGGGAGUUUUGAUCGGCAGUGCCACCUAGCAGACCAUUUUUUUAUCCUCCAAUCAGAGCGCAGCUAUUGGUCAUGUGAUCAGUCAUGCCAUGUUUUCCAAAAUAGUUUACAAUGGCAAAGUGUUUGAGCUGAAGUGAAAGAAAAUCAACUCCUGUUUUGAAGUGAAAUGUUUCCUCACUGCAAUAUUUGAUCAUGAUACGUUAAUACAUGCAUACUGUGUUUAUUUUGUCAUGUUUAACUAACAAAAAUAUCCACGGUGGGGUGCAUGCUAAUUGACUAGCAAGUCCAUAUAAAGUCAAUGGGACAAACUGGCUAAAUUACCUAGAUACCUAGCCACAUCCUCCACAUUUGGGGCGGCAGAUAGCCUAGCAUUGGGCUACUAACCAAAAAGUUGCUGGAUCGAAUCCCCGA
Messenger RNA from Salvelinus sp. IW2-2015, 2380 nucleotides. RefSeq names its product cyclic nucleotide-gated channel cone photoreceptor subunit alpha-like. The record is from RefSeq and is a predicted model, not a curated record. Gene Ontology annotation, molecular function: intracellularly cGMP-activated cation channel activity; cGMP binding; intracellularly cAMP-activated cation channel activity. Gene Ontology annotation, biological process: monoatomic cation transmembrane transport. Gene Ontology annotation, cellular component: intracellular cyclic nucleotide activated cation channel complex; plasma membrane. NCBI's taxonomy places the organism in Eukaryota, Metazoa, Chordata, Actinopteri, Salmoniformes, Salmonidae.